AUGAGAGAGGCAAAUAAGAAUUGUGUGGCCAAUUUGAAAUUAGUUGAACCAGUAUUGAAAGACAGUGGACGAUAUAACCAUGUGUUCAGAAGAGAGAAAGAGCUGAGUGAUCUGAUUGCUUUGAAUGAUUAUUUAGUUGUCAGUACCGAGAAGCGAGUUGCGAUUGCUUCAGGAUUCGUGAAAAAUAUUUCGUCUUGCGAGUUCACGAUUUCUCUUGAAAGGGACCUAAGCAGCCACAAGGACGGCUACUUCUUUGUUGAUCACUAUACGUCCAACAUGCAGUUGGAUUUCAAUCUUACAAAUCUCGGCUAUCUGCUGGAAAUGACGCCACAAUCGGAUUUCCUUAGAAAUAUGAUCAUCUCGUUCCAUUUACCAGCCUUCAAGCAACUAGACGCUGACGUACUCGAGAAAAGUCAGCAAAUAAUGACAAAAUUGAAUAAGUGCCAAAUGCAAGCUGUACUCCAAGCCCUAUCAACUCAACACUAUCUACUCAUCAAAGGCAUGCCGGGAACUG
Molecule: messenger RNA, 514 nt
Organism: Nilaparvata lugens (brown planthopper)
Lineage: Eukaryota; Metazoa; Arthropoda; Insecta; Hemiptera; Delphacidae
Product: DNA replication ATP-dependent helicase/nuclease DNA2-like
Biological process (GO): replication fork reversal
Cellular component (GO): cytoplasm
Molecular function (GO): 5'-flap endonuclease activity; single-stranded DNA helicase activity
Source: RefSeq, a predicted model, not a curated record